GUCUGUCUCCCCUUAUGUAGAUCUUCGCACGUUACGAUUUAAGAGGACGAGAGAGAGAGAGAGCUUCUCCGUAAGUUCCAUAUGCUAACACUGCUCCACUAGAAACCACCUCCUCUCUCUCUCACUCUCUCUCUUUCUGUGUCUCUAUGUAGCUUUUUGAGAUUUCUCUGCAACUCUCUUGGCGUUGCUUCACCUUCCUAAGCAGAAAUUUCACGCCACGCCUCUUGAAGCUCAUCCAUCGCGGAAAUGGCGUAUGUUCGUCGAUUUCUGUUUUCUCUGUCCAACCUCUGAAUGUCUCAGAAAUGUGGUGAAAGCUACUGAUCUUUGCUUGACACAAAUAGUGCUUCACAUGGCCACAUCAUUCACAUAGUGGAGUUCGUAUGGGACGUUCUACUUUCAUUGUGCGGACGAAAUGUAGUUCAAUCACUAGAAUGUUCAAGCUUGCAAGAGUUAAUUAUUUCUCUUAAUUUGUAUAUCUCGACAAAAAAAACAAAAAAUUUGGGGGUUUUUUGGAAUGUACAGUUAGUUUUCGAGGUGCUAGAGGUUCAGAUUUGAUGAAACUUUAGAGUAUUUGUUUCGAUUGAUGGGGAAAUUUCACUGGUUUAAGCAAAUUGGCAACAACGGCAAGCUCGAGAGGCGACUCUCUCUAGGAGAGUACAAACGAGCGGUGUCAUGGUCCAAGUACUUGGUCUCGUCUGGUGCGGAGAUAAAAGCGGAGGGAGAAGGGCAAUGGAGUGCCGAUAUGUCACAGCUAUAUAUAGGGAAUAAAUUUGCUUCAGGAAGGCAUAGUAGGAUAUAUAGGGGAGUAUAUAAGCAAAGGGAUGUGGCAAUUAAGCUUAUAAGCCAGCCUGAGGAGGAUGGAGACUUGGCUGCUUUCCUGGAGAAGCAAUUCACUUCGGAGGUUGCAUUGUUGUUUCGAUUGCAACAUCAGAAUAUCAUCACUUUUGUUGGUGCAUGCAAGAAACCCCCUGUAUUUUGUAUCAUUACCGAGUACUUGGCUGGGGGCUCUCUGAGAAAGUACCUCCAUCAGCUGGAGCCAUAUUCACUUCCCCUUGACCUAGUUCUAAAGUUGGCCCUUGACAUUGCGCAUGGGAUGCAAUAUCUUCAUUCUCAAGGGAUACUUCACAGGGACCUUAAAUCCGAAAAUCUACUGCUUGGUGAAGAUAUGUGUGUAAAAGUGGCAGAUUUUGGUAUCUCAUGCUUGGAAUCUCAAUGCGGCAAUGCAAAAGGAUUCACAGGUACAUACCGUUGGAUGGCGCCAGAAAUGAUCAAAGAAGAACACCACACAAAGAAAGUUGAUGUUUACAGUUUUGGGAUUGUCUUGUGGGAGCUUCUGACCGCGUUGACACCAUUUGACAACAUGACCCCAGAACAGGCUGCUUUUGCAGUCUGCCAGAAGAAUGCUAGACCACCUUUACCCUCUGCGUGCCCUAGGGCGUUUUGUCAUCUCAUUAACAGGUGCUGGUCUAGUAAUCCCAAUAAGCGACCACAUUUUGAGGAGAUUGUGACAAUACUGGAGAGUUAUGCGGAGUCUCUUGUGCGGGAUCCAGAAUUCUUUUCCUCUUAUGAACCUCCUGAUGAUCAUACUCUUUUGAGAUGCCUACCAAAGUGUAUUGCUGCCCAUACAUCUGCUUCUAUAAGAGCAUAACAACUCAUGUUUUUUCUUGCCUAGGUCUCUGUGUGCAAUUAUGAUUAGAGACUUUUAUGUACCAAUAUGUUUAUUGUCUGUAAGAAUAUGUUGAUAGUUUCUUUCAGUGUUAUGCUAUUGAUUUCUCUCCAAAUUUUUGUGGGUGUCAAAAACUGAAACUCCUUUUGUUUGCUUUUCUG
Molecule: messenger RNA, 1827 nt
Organism: Ilex paraguariensis (yerba mate)
Lineage: Eukaryota; Viridiplantae; Streptophyta; Magnoliopsida; Aquifoliales; Aquifoliaceae
Source: the annotation of a GenBank genome assembly